GUAUUAUUUGAUACGUGAGGCUUAUUUAAUCAAAUAGAAUAUCGCAAUACUUAGCUUAUUACGAGUUUACUGAUAUAAGUAGGACACGUGACAUCCCGGCAACUUUGAUUUAAAAAAAACCCCACUUUAUAUCGGAGUUGUGCCCGUUUUCACACACGUAUCUGUCCUCUCAUUGGCUAUAAUGUUUCCAACUGAUCUUGCCUCCUCCCGACUGCCUUCUAUUUUAAAUACGUUUCUUUUCAUUGUUAGAGGGGCCACUUGAGUAUCUGGUCAACAAUGGAUCAUCUGUGGUAUCCAUCUGGGAAAAGGCUAUAUGGUCACUCCUGACCUGCAAAUUGAUAUUUCAUUUCAGAAUCGGUUAAAAUUUGGUUAUGGUUAGGGUUAAGGGUUUAGUUAAAGUAAGGGUCCGUUUUAGAUUUUAGUUAGUCGUUUGCAGGUCAGCAGUGCCCUUAAGUCUCUCCCAUAGAUCUGAGGAACAGAGGAGAGGGGCAGGAUUCUGAGGUGAGGUAGAGAGAGACAGAGAGGGGAGCUGAGGUUGAUCGCUACAACAAGACUCAACUCAGUCAGGACAGAAUAGGCUGCUAGAGACACACUGCGGGGUCUGGGAAGGAAAUCUGUCGCAGGGGACGAAGAAGGAGUGAAAGUGUUUAUGUUGCUGGAUGGACUUGUAUUUUUAUAUCGCAACUUAGUUUUUCCCUUUUCCUCUCCUUUCCUUUCCACCGCCCUAACGGAUCGCAUUCCGCGGAGCAGCUGCGCUUUAAUGCCCCUGCGCACUCGAGGAGGAGAAGGAGAGAAGAGGCCUGACUUCUCGGAAACCGCUCCGCCGCCCCUCACGCCUCUCCCCCGUGGCUGUCUGUCCCCUCUUCCCUCCUGGCCCUGUAUGGACGGGGAUGGGGAGAGCCGGAUGUUGUUACCGCGGGGCUGAGCGCCUCGCAUCCCCACCGAGGGUGCCCAGCCUGCGCCCGUUGCUGGUGCUGCUCCUUGCUCUCUGCUACGGGGCUCACAGAGGUAGUCAUUGCCAGGUGGCCACCCCUCAGUGUCGUAUCCAGAAGUGCACCACAGACUUUGUGUCCCUGACGUCUCACCUGACCCCAGCGCUGGAUGGCUUUGACGUAGAAUUCUGUAAGGCUCUGAGGUCCUACAGCGCCUGCACCCAGAGGACAGCCAAGUCCUGUAGGGGCAACCUGGUCUUCCACUCUGCCGUCCUGGGCAUCUCAGACCUCAUGACCCAGAGAAACUGCUCCCGGGACGGGCCCACCUCCUCCACACACCCCGAGAUGCAAUCAGAGCCCUGCAACUACCACAGCCGCACCCAGCACGCUCUCACACACCCUCACACACACACUCACACGCCGCCGGGGUACCUGUUCUGCGGGCUGUUCGGGGACCCCCACCUGCGGACGUUUAAGGACAGCUUCCAGACCUGCAAGGUGGAGGGGGCGUGGCCGCUUAUUGAUAACGACUACUUGUCCGUGCAGGUGACCAACGUUCCAGUGGUAACAGGAUCCAGCGCCACGGCGACCAAUAAGAUCACCGUCAUAUUCAAGCCAUUUGAGGAGUGUACAGACCAGCGUGUGUACCAGGCAGUAACAGAUGACCUGCCCGCUGCCUUCGUAGAUGGUACCGUGAGUAGCGGGGCCCCUGACCAUAACCUUAACGGAAAUAACGGUGACUCUACCGGGAAGGUACAAGCGCUGUGGAUCUCGGAGCAUAGCCCCGGUCGCCACGUGGAGCUGCAUGCCGGCUACAUCGGCGUGACGAUUAUCGUACGGCAGCUGGGGCGCUACCUGACCCUGGCGGUGCGCAUCCCGGAGGAGAUGGCCCAUGCCUACGACGCUACGCAGGACCUGCAGCUCUGCCUGAAUGGAUGUCCCACCUCAGAACGCAUCGACCGGGGGGGUCACCUGCCUCUCCCUCUACCACAUCCAGCGCUGGGUUUACAGCUCCAACAGCCACACGGCCAGGGCCAGUCCUCACACACACACUCCCACACGGCUCCCUACAGCGCCCCCCAGGGGUUCAGUAUGGAGGGUGCGCGGGCACGCUGCAGGGAGCAGCUUGAGGUGCAGGAUAUUUAUUUCCACUCGUGUGUGUUUGACCUCCUGACCACCGGGGACGCUAACUUCACGGCAGCGGCGUUCAGCGCCCUGAAGGACAUGGAGAGUCUCCACCCCCAUAGCGAGCGCUGGACGAUCUACCCACCCAGCUCAGCCCACACCUCUCAGCCUAUCACAUGUCUCCUACUGCUCACGCUCUGUGCGCUCGGAUAGGCACUGGUAUAGCGUGUGUUUGUGUUUGUGUGUGUGUGUGUGUGUUUGUGUAUGUGUGUGUUGGCAUAGAGCUCCUAGCUGAGCUGUAGGAUAAAGUUCCCUCUUGAUGCAGAUCUAAGUUCAGUUUUGUGUUUUCGCCCUAAUGGUUAUGAUUGGGGAGGGUAACCUAAGCUGAUCCUAGAUCUGUGUCUAGGAGAAACUUCUAACCAGAGCCCCUCUGGAGAUUUACCCUUUUCUUCUUCUUGACUGAACACCCCGAGGCAUAUUACUGCCACAAAGGAGCUGCAAGCCCACAGGUCCAAGCCCACAGGUCCAAGCCCCCAGGUCCAAGCCCACAGGUCCAAGCCCACAGGUCCAAGCCCCCAGGUCCAAGCCCCCAGGUCCAAGCCCACAGGUCCAAGCCCACAGGUCCAAGCCCCCAGGUCCAAGCCCAUAGGUCCAAGCCCCCAGGUCCAAGCCCAUAGGUCCAAGCCCCCAGGUCCAAGCCCAUAGGUCCAAGCCCCCAGGUGGAUUCUGAACAGAUUCCAUGACACUCUUGUACUAUUCCCAACUCUGCUAUGUGGGAUCUAGCAGGCCUUGUGGAGAUUAGGACCUAUCUAUAUGUGAGGAUAACACAUAUAAAGGAAGACCCAAAUAAACACUCCCAACUUGUGUGUAUAUUGUAGAAACACACUCCAGACUGUAGGUAGUGUGUGUGAGUACCGUAUCCAGGUAGUGUGUGUGAGUACCGUAUCCAGGUAGUGUGUGUGAGUACCGUAUCCAGGUAGGUAGUGUGUGUGAGUACCGUAUCCAGGUAGGUAGUGUGUGUGAGUACCGUAUCCAGGUAGAUAGUGUGUGUGAGUACCGUAUCCAGGUAGAUAGUGUGUGUGAGUACCGUAUCCAGGAACGCUGAAUGGCGUUGACUUUUGGUUGUUAUUUUGGCUUGAUUUUGUUGUGAUUGUUUUUUUAUACCUCAGACAGAGGAAGUUGAUUUAACAGAAGCACUUUAUUUAUUUUUUGUUGCUAAAUCCAUACCAGUGUUCCCCCUCUCCCCUCUCUACCCCACCCCCUCAACCUUUCCCCCUACAUGACACUUUUCUCUCCCCCGCCCCGCCACCAACAGCCCAAGCUGUGGAUUUCAUCUGCCAUUUUCUUCACUCACAGUGCAAAUCUCAAAUGACACCUGAUUUCCUCAAUAUGCACUUUUCACCAGAGGGACAUAGGGAGAAACAUAGGGCAUGGUCAAAUGUAGUGCAUUAUAUAGGGAAUAGGGAGCCAUUUGAGACAAUUAACCAGCUCACUAACACAGUGAGAUGGAACCUCUGUUUUAAAGCCGACAUUCCAAAGGCAGUUGAGUUGAUUUAGCCGCUGUUCUAUAGUAAAUACAUUUUUCUGUUGAAUGUAUGGUACCAGAGUAGCUGUUAAGAACAGUUUCACACACCAUUACCGUUUAAUGUUUGGUUUUUCAUUUACAUUUUACAGUAUGUCUGCAAAUACAGGGUGUGUGUGUAUGUGCUUGUGCGCAAGUUUGCGUGUUUUACCUGACUUGUCGUCUGAGGACUGAAAAGUCAGUCACCCUCAGCAACUCUUUUAAUGAACAUAUUCCCUGUUCACACUGGUGUAAUGACUAUAACAUGCUCUGACUAUGUUUUCUUUACAGCUGGUGGUAACAAUCCGUUUACCAAACAGCUUUGACUCUCAGCUUUUCUAUGUUGUGGUUUUCUCUUUCUAUGAGUGUUCAGUUUGCUUUCAAAGACAAACGCAUACAGUGAUUCACCAUACAAGUUCGCCAGUGUUCAUACGUUCGAACAUGAUAAUCACACAUCCCCUCCAAAGCCAAACCGUAACCCCCGCCCUGACCCCUUCCUACACAUCUGGAACUCUUAGGAAACUUGCUAUUGUAGAUCAACUCUAUUUUGGGCUGCUCCCCAACUGGACACAUGGCUAGAAUGUAGUAAACUGUAGACCAGGGUUGCACACUUUAGUUCCAGCCCAGCACUAACACACCUGAUUCAGCUACCCAAGAUAUUGAUGAUUGGUUGAUUAGUUAAACCAGGUAUAGCUGCGCUGGAACAGAAGACUGCGCACAAUUCCCUACAGUAAUAGUGUUGCCUACAGGCUGUAGAUGGAGCACUGGGACUCCCACAGGCCGAGACGACGUCGCACACUUACAGAUAAAUCUACAAUGCAGUGUCUGAUGGGAUAUACUGUACAUGCCUAUUGCGCUCAUAUACAAUUACAAAGCAGUAUCUGAUGGUAAAUGAAUGCUCAGUCUGCUUCUGGCAUUGUGAAUUAUUAAGUUGUGUGUGAGUGUCCGUGUGGUGACUGCUCAAUGUUGAAAUAUGUAACUUAUUUAUAAACAUAGUGUCUGUUAGAGGAAGGUACGCUUCAAAUUCUGGCUGUUUCAGAUGGGAUUGUACUGCCACCUAGUGGCGCUCCGUUGCUAUGUCAGUGUUUUACUCUUAAUGGA
Messenger RNA from Salmo salar (Atlantic salmon), 4719 nucleotides. The record is from RefSeq and is a predicted model, not a curated record. Lineage: Eukaryota; Metazoa; Chordata; Actinopteri; Salmoniformes; Salmonidae.